This is a messenger RNA of Caenorhabditis sp. 36 PRJEB53466, 1099 nucleotides long. NCBI's taxonomy places the organism in Eukaryota, Metazoa, Nematoda, Chromadorea, Rhabditida, Rhabditidae. The record is from the annotation of a GenBank genome assembly.
AUGUGCGACGAGCAGACGCAAAAGUUGCUCGACCUGGCGAAUGGCGAACGGUAGGUAGUUUAGCAGGAAAAGAGAGCUGAGUGAAAUACGUUUUGAGCCAGUUUCAGACCGCCGGGAAGUCGCCUCGUCAUCGAGCAAGGAAGCCUGGCGAGCCGACUGUGGUGGGUGUGCAAGGCGCCGUUCCGGACGCUCAUGUGCCUAUCCCUGGUCACCGUCUUCUUUGCCACCUACUUUGGAUUCAUGCUCCCUGUCAUGUGGGCUAGAACUAUCUGGUAGGUAUCAAAUUGGAUCCAACUCAUUCCAUUUAUCAUUCAGGCCUCGUUUGUACUGGUUUGUUGAGGGAAAGCUCUACCGAUGGCUGCAAUCGUUCAUCGCCUACUGGGGAUACACGGCUGGCUACGAUGUUUACGAGUACGGAGACGACGUCACCACCUACUACCGAGACGAGCGCGUCGUGAUGAUGUGCAACCAUCAGAGCACCGCCGACGUGCCCACUCUGAUGACGGUGCUGCAGAAUAAGGGGGUGGCGAGUCGGAAGACGCUCUGGCUGAUGGACAUUAUGUUCCGAUGGACUCCGUUCGGAAUCAUCGGCAACAACCACGGCGACUACUUCAUUCAGCAGGGAAAAGCGACGCGCGACAAGGAGCUUGUCCGACUGAAGAAGCACUUGCACGACGUCUUCUGGGAUCGAGACCGUCGUUGGGUCAUUCUGUUCCCAGAGGGCGGAUUCUAUUACAAACGGGUCGAGAGCAGUCAGGCGUUCGUUUUUCUGCCUCGCUUCCGAUUGAAUGUCGUGUUUUUCAGGUACGGAAAGAAGAACGGGUUCCCGCAUCUUCUGUACACCACUCUUCCGCGUAUGGGAGCCGUGAAGGCGAUUCUGGAGGAAGUCGGACCGCGUUCCGAUGACGAUGAGCCAAGAGAGCGGAGCAACAGCAAACUGAAACUGCUCAAAGACACUGUCGGAGCGAUUCGUGAGAAGAAAUACGUGAAAGGUAGGCUCUACUACUCGUCUUUACUCGGCGCACAGAGCGUACAAAAAGAGAUCGGUAAAAACAAACUAACAUCAAUGGGGAGAGUAACUCGUAAUAUUGAAAUCUGA